AUGGCUAAUAUGCAACCGUCCUCCAAGAUCACAAUAGUCGGUUCGGGCGUCUUCGGCAUCUCAACGGCCCUCUGGCUAGCACGGUCCGGAUACCACGAUGUCACCGUGCUGGACAUGCAAGCCACGGCGUCGACCGCCUACGAUCCCUCCUCGGGCAUCGACUCGGCCUCCGCCGACCUGAACAAGAUCAUCCGCUUCAGCUACGACUCCGAGGUAGAGUACCAGCGUCUCGCCACCGAGGCCGCGGAGAUGUGGAAUGAGUGGAACCGCGAUAUCGCGGCGUCGCCUGAGGACGGUCUGCCGGAGCGCUUGAGGGGUGGCGAUCGCAGGUUGUGGUGGAAUGCGGGAUUGCUUCGCAUAAGCUGCAAGUCGGAGUUCAGCGACUUUGAGCUCAGGACGCUCGAGAAUAUGGAGAGCGAGGGGAUCAGGGACUUUCAAUUCAAGAGCAAUGAUGAGCAGGAUUUGCAAAGGGCUAAGGAACGAGGCUGGGCUCACAAGCUCGACCCCUGCCGGCGUCAGGAAAGGCUCGGUGUGCACAAGGCCGUACUUGACUCGACUGCCGGGUUCGUGUACGCGUACAAGAGCUGUGCUUGGGCGCAGCAUCUUGCUGUGAAGGCAGGUGUCAAGAUGGUGCUUGGUCCCGAACGAGGAAAGGUCACCGGUGUUUCUUCGAGAGACAAUCAUCCCGUGGUAUCGACUGCCGACGGAUGCGAGCACGUCGUCGACCUAGUUGUCGUCGCUGGCGGCGGCUGGACGCCGUCAUUAGUGCCCGAGGUCCGAGACCUGCUCGAAACAACCGCUGGAUCUGUGGUGACGGUUCAACUUCCGAAGGACCGAAACGAUCUGUGGGACAAGUUCGCACCCGAGAACUUCCCCGUGGUGACCUGGGGUAUGAAGCAAGACAAGGAGGUGUACAGCUUCCCAAGGGAUGAAAAUGGGGUUAUCAAGAUAGGCUGGCGGAAGACAAAAUGGACGAACUUCGACGAAGUAAAAGGCCGACGUAUCUCGGUCCCGAAGACCGCCCAUGUGACCGAGCAGAAGGAGACGCGCAUACCGAAGCCUGCAUUGGACGGUAUCAAAGAGUACAUCUCAGAGAUCCUCCCCGAGCUGGUCCCGCUAGGUAUAUCGUCUACGAAGCUCUGCUGGUAUACCGACAGCAUAGACAAUUCGUUCGUGAUAGACUUCGUACCCGGGCGUCCUGGCAUCGCAGUGUGUUCCGGGGGCAGCGGACAUGGCUUCAAGUUUUUGCCUAUUCUUAUGAGAGAGGUUGUCAAGAUUCUAGAGGGGAAGAGUCAAGACACUGUUUAUGGCCAAAUGUGGAAAUGGCGGAGUAGCACGUCGCCGACUCGCAAUGGAUUAGAACAGGCGGGGGGGAGGGGGGAUGGCCCGAGUGUCUUGUCGAAGCAGGUGAUGGCCAGCGAGGCCGAUUGGAAGUUUGGAUACUGA
Anthostomella pinea is the source of this 1446-nucleotide messenger RNA. NCBI's taxonomy places the organism in Eukaryota, Fungi, Ascomycota, Sordariomycetes, Xylariales, Xylariaceae. The record is from the annotation of a GenBank genome assembly.